Rattus rattus (black rat) is the source of this 2448-nucleotide messenger RNA. It is a transcript of the gene Fbxo15, whose product is annotated as F-box protein 15. Bases 160 to 1464 code for a protein of 434 amino acids. Gene Ontology annotation, molecular function: protein binding. NCBI's taxonomy places the organism in Eukaryota, Metazoa, Chordata, Mammalia, Rodentia, Muridae. The transcript has 9 exons. The record is from RefSeq and is a predicted model, not a curated record.
CCCACUUGAUUUGCAUCUCCUUCUUCCUUUCCUGUCCAUUCUUUUCUCCUUUCCCCUUUUCUCUUUACUUUCAGAGAUGAAGUUUUAUGCUGAAUAAUCUUUAUGGUUUAUCGAUCCAUCAGAAUUUCAGAGAAAGGAAGGAUAAUUCUCCUCGUUUGAAUGCCCUCUGAAAUCUUACUGAAUAUAUUUUCUUACUUGGAUGUGGUAUCCUUGCUGUGCGUUGGAUGUGUGAACAGACGCUUUUAUCAUUUGACCAGUGACAAUCUUAUUUGGGUCAAAAUCUACUCAACUGCAUUUUCAUCAAAAAGACGAUAUUGGAAGCUUACUUCCGUGGAGGAAACAGCCACAUGUGUGAGCUUACUGUCAGUUGAGGAUAAAGAAGUUGGAUACUGGAAGAAAGAAUAUAUCACAAGGCAGAUCUCAUCUUUGAAAUCAGCACUUGCCCACAUUAUCAUGCCUGUCAACCCUUACACAGGUCUUCCUGUGAAAACCAAAGAGGCCCUCAGAGUAUUUGGCUUAGGUUGGGCAAUUAUCUUAAGAGAAAAAAAUGGAAAAGAAUACAUCAUGCGGCAUGCUGAUCAUUCUGUAAAUGAUACAUCUGUCACAGUUGUGUGGUAUGACAAAAAUUGGCCACAUUUAGCCACAUUGUCCACCCUGAAUUUGUAUGGUGUGACACCACUUUUUAUGGACCAGUAUUUAACCCCUGAUCCAAACAGUCCUCGAUGGCUGUCUUUAAUUGGAAAGUAUGACCUGAGUAAUUUAAGUGAGUCUACUAUGAUGGGCUGCGAUGGACUUAUUCGGAUAUUCUGCCUAAAUCCUGGCCUCCUAGUGGGGCUGUGGCAGAAGGAGGACAAUCUUGCUUUUGUCAUGGCAAAUCUUCAUUUCCAUCACCUUGUGGAGAGGAGCACAUUGGGCUCAGCCACUCUUCCCUAUAUGCUUCCUCCCCACAGUCCACUUGUGGAUGACAGCCCAGAGUAUGGACUGCAAGGCUAUCAGAUGCACAUUGACAUGCAUGGUGUUGGGAUUUUCUACCUGUGUAGUACCUUUCGCAAUCUCUUCUCCAGGAGAGAGUGCAUUGAGAAUGGAUAUGUGAAGUUCGUGGUGAUAAGUUUAAAAAAUAACAGAGAACACCUACCUCUUAUUGGAAAAGUUGGCCUUGCAUGGAGAACUAAUGUUUUUGAUGGCUUUAUUGAGAGUUGCUUUGUAGUGGAUGUGACCCUUCUGGAUGAGCACAGGAAGCCCUUUUGGUGUGUGAGUUCUCCAGUAUGCAUGAGAUCUCCUGCCUACCCCUCCGAUGGUCCUAGUUUCCUGGGGAACACUUACUAUGUCGACUACAUGGACAAAGAAGGAGGAGUGCACGCAGAGCUAGUGUGGAUCGAAGAGACUGAAGAGUACUUCAUUGUCAGCCUGGUCCUUUACCUCAGUGUAGCAAAAAUAAACCAUUGGUUUGGGACAAAAUACUGAGUUUUAGCAGUAGGGAACAAAGUCUUGUUACUAGUAAGUUGUUUGUUUUUUACAUCUUUGUUUUUAUUGAAAGUUAAAAUAAAGCAUAUAUACAUGGCAGUCUGUCUGGUGCCUUCUUAUUUCCCAUACAAAUUAUGGUUUGUGACUACAGUGUUUAGAGGAUUAAACUUUUGAUAGAGCGUGCCCCAGUGCAGAGCCAUAUAAGACAAAAAGAAACAGAAAUACUUGGCAGUCUUCCUAACUAAGCACAUGGUCAUGUGGUCUGUGUGGAUGUGUACACAGUAAGUGGAGGGAGCAAGCAUGACUUCAGAACGGGGCCCGACUUAGGAGAUGCUAAGGAGCAGCUGUGGAAGGUGAGGCAGGGCCUUAGAUAAGACCCAGUCUUUCCAGUAUUCCUUUCCUGAUUCUAUGUGUUGGCAUAUGGUGGGUCUGAGCGAAGGGCAAAUAGGGUAUCUUUGGCAUACUUUUGCAAACAAAAAUACAUAAUUAUUCCAAGAUGAAAGGUUAACAGUAAAAACUAACAUUGUGUCACUGUCUCCCUCAUGUCCUCUGACCUAGGAUGACUUUGUCUGCUUGCCUUGACUGUGGGUUUUCCACUAGAGCCUUGUUCUUUGCCAUCAGUGGCUGGCCAGGGCUGUGCUGAGACAUAGCUACCAGCUUGCCACAUCAUGGCACUGGGGCAGUGCCCUGAAAUGAGUAUUACAUGAGAGUAUUGGAGACACCUGAGUAUCCAUGUGAUGGGGGCGGUCUUCUAUGGGCUUUCAGCUUCUUCAUUAGAUGGUGUCUGCCCCUUAGGAGUCUGGGGUGUGCAAGAGAAGGUCUCAUGAAAGGAGUGGAGAGGCAUUUGCUGUGGAAACCUGGGUUUUUGGAAGGGAGUAGCGUGUCCAGAUAGACUUGUACUGUACUCAUUAGAGCAGAAGCCCUUGGGUAUUUUGCUUUGUUUUCUACAUUGAAUAUGAAAUGUAUUUAUUCUAGUUAUAUUAC